Protobothrops mucrosquamatus (brown spotted pit viper) is the source of this 571-nucleotide messenger RNA. Its product is annotated as ubiquitin carboxyl-terminal hydrolase 32-like. The record is from RefSeq and is a predicted model, not a curated record. The transcript has 5 exons. The annotation marks the transcript as partial. Lineage: Eukaryota; Metazoa; Chordata; Lepidosauria; Squamata; Viperidae.
AUGGGCAACAAGGAGUCGCGCAUCGGCUUCCUCACCUACGACGAGGCCCUGCGGAGGGUGACGGAUGUAGAGCUAAAACGGCUGAAAGAUGCCUUCAAGAGGACCUGCGGACUCUCGUGUUACAUGAGCCAACAAUGCUUCAUUCGGGAAGUUCUCGGAGAUGGAGUUCCUCCAAAAGUUGCAGAGGUCAUAUACUGUUCUUUUGGUGGCACGUCGAAAGGACUACAUUUCAAUAACCUGAUAGUGGGCUUAGUCCUCCUGACGAGGGGCCGAGAUGAAGAGAAAGCCAAAUAUAUUUUCAGCCUGUUUUCCAAUGAAUCUGGGAGCCAUGUCGCCCGUGAAGAGAUGGAGAGGAUGCUUCUCAUAAUUGAUGGGAAAGUCCCCGAAUGUCUAAAAAAAUGCUUCUCGGAGGGAGAAAAAGUCAACUAUGAAAAAUUCAGAUCUUGGCUGUUGCACAAUAAAGAAGCCUUCACAUUUUCCCGCUGGCUGCUCUCCGGAGGAGUGUAUGUCACACUGACAGAUGACAGUGACACCCCCACCUUCUAUCAAACUCUUGCUGGAGUCACUCACU